Molecule: messenger RNA, 3010 nt
Organism: Tachysurus vachellii
Lineage: Eukaryota; Metazoa; Chordata; Actinopteri; Siluriformes; Bagridae
Gene: pheta2
Product: PH domain containing endocytic trafficking adaptor 2
Exons: 4
Coding region: 235-1068 (277 amino acids)
Biological process (GO): endosome organization; retrograde transport, endosome to Golgi; receptor recycling
Cellular component (GO): trans-Golgi network; early endosome; recycling endosome
Source: RefSeq, a predicted model, not a curated record
GAGAAAGAGAAUAAUUGACUUUCAGUCACCAGGUAGUCCCCUGAUAACCUCGUGUCUCAUCACAGCUACUGUAAAUACGAUUUUACACACAUCCUGGACCAUUUCUUUUUACUUUUAAAGAAAGAACGUUGUCACGACAAUAAGGCAGGAGAGAAGAAAAGUGUCAGAAGAAAAAAGAAAACAAAAACAACACACUUCAGGAGUAAAGAUUCACAUGACCCAGGUGGCGCUGUGAUGAAGAUCCACCGGAGAAUCUUAACCCACUACCUGUCCUGCACCUCACCGGUGGAUAAAGAGGGAUAUCUUUAUAAAAAGAGAGGGAGAAACACGUCGUACCUGCGCCGCUGGUUUGUCCUGAAGGGGAAUCUGCUGUUCUAUCAGGAUCGUCCGGCUGACCGCCGUCUGCUCGGAGUGAUCGUGCUCGAAGGCUGCGUCGUUCAAACCGAAGAUUCAGACCUCACCUUCUCUCUGGUGUUCACCGGCCCUGGACUUCGCUCUUAUCAGCUCGCUGCAGAAGAUCAGCCAAGCAGAAAGAGCUGGGUGAACGCUCUCCUGUCAGCCAGCCACGUCUACAUCUCACUGCUCGUCAGGGACCUUGCACAUCUUUACCAAGAAGCUAAAGAAGGGAAAAGCCUCAGUGAUUCUCCUCAUUCUUCUACAGCGACAGAUUCCUGUGUGAAAAUGUCCAGCUCUGUCAUCGCCGCCUUCUAUGCAGGAUCACCGUAUUUGUCUCAGAGUUCUGCACUGACACACAGAGACACGAGAAGCUACAGUACGAGCCACGCCUACCCCGGACACCACGCCCACCACGCUCCAUCCGUGCCAAACAGAUCAGCUAAUAAACGAUCACCGAAACACUGGCCCAAAAGAAACGCCCACGUCACGCCUCUAAACGGCCCCGCCCCAAAAUACGGGGAGUGGCCUUUAGUUGGAUUCAACCCGAUGGACGAAUUUGUUAAACUUCACGAGUAUUAUGGAAAUGAGGUGAAGCAGGUUAGAGCUGAUUGGCUGAAGAAGAAACAGCAAGAGGCGGGCCAUGUCGAAGAAGAUCUUAUCAGUUUAGGGUGAUUUAACUCAUUCUCGCACCCUGAAUCUGUAUCAGUGUGAAAUAACAGAUACUUUAACGAUAAGAUCUAAACACCAUCGUAUUAAUGCCUGAUUGAGGAACGACCAAAGGAAGUGAGACGUUCUAGUCGCGGUGCGACUUUUACAGAAAAUGAUCAUGAAGAUCUUCUCUUUUCCUGUUCUGAACAACUCAGCACACCACUUCUUCAUUUCUGUUCUCAAAACCCAAAAAGGAAACGAGAAAUGCAGAUAUUGACUAAUUUAACCCGAGGGCAUGACUGCGUUCAUUUUUCUACUUAUCUCAACACGUGGUAGCAAAGUCAAGACGUACGUUAGACCUAAUUCAGGCGUGACGUGAUUUUAAUACGUGGGAACGUUUUCAUUAGGGUUCCUUUAACUAACAUUAUUUAACUAAUCAUGAACUUCAUCAUCAGAUUAAGAUUAACACAUUAAAUAACACUCGCAGUACAUAACAUGUAAUAAGUGAAGGCUAGAGUGAAAAUUCAACAUGAAGCGAUGUCAGGGGUCCAAGCACCGCUCAGAGAAGCAGCAGGCGACGUCACACAAGGACACAAGGACAGUCCACAAUCUCAGGUGACAGGUGAGGGUCAAAACCUGGAACAUGACAUCAGCUUAAUAAGACAAUAAAUUAGAUUAGAGACCGGAUUAAAAAAAAAAAUGUUCAUAUAAAAAAGAGAUUUCGAAAGUGAAUUUUUUGCUCAUUUACCUGGACAUGGUUUUAGUCACUGAUUGCAACAGUCAGAUGGUGUACAAAUGGUAGCUAUAACCUUUAAUCAGUUGUUCUUAACCUUGCAGCUUUAAACAAACUUUAAUAAACAUGAUGUUUAUUAGGUGUGAAUGAAAUUUCUGGUCUGAAGGCUGCUAUUCUCCAACUUUGGAUUUGCUCCAAAUAACAUGUACAUUUGAGGCCCGAGACCUUUAAUCUACAGUAUUACAUUUAUUAAAGGUGCGGUGCACGAUGUUGGAAAAAUGCUUCAGAAAACCGAGUCUGGACGACAAACAAAACAAACGUGUAGCCAAUGAGCAGAAAGGGGCGUGUCUUGUCAAUAUGCGUCAGAGAGAGUGAUCAGUGCGCAUGUGUGACAUUAGCAGAAAGCGAUUAAAACAUUGACAUGGCGGAUACCUGCCGUUACCUCUGCCUCGGGUUUUAGGUGUUAAACGUCGUCUUCUGCGUGAAACGGCGCUAAACCUUUCACGGUACAACACACAGUACUACAAAAACUGCCCCAGCAGGUUCCGCCAUAAUAGUUGCCUGGGUUACGUAUGUAUGUGUGGGCGGAGCUAUCAAAACAGAGGUGACACCCAUUUGGGUUAGAGGCGUGUUUGUUUUGGUGAUUUCAAAUGUCAACAUUGGCUUUCAAACAUCGUGCACCGCACCUUUAAUCCCGUCCAAACUCAGAACCCUCAGUAUUACUGAGAAAGGUGCUAAGGUUUCUCAAGCACACUUUCACAUUUACGUUACAUUUAUGCGAAACGUUAAUAUUACAGAAUAUCCCUAGAGUCGCUUCUCCAUAAAGCUCCUGGCAGGUUAAAUACCUCAUAUAUUUUAUGCUCAAUUUUACGCUUUUAUACGUGUAUCAUUAAGGACUCCUUUUCUACUUCUACUUACGUAAACCUUUCUCGAUCAGACUCUUAUUGAAAGAUCGAAAAUAUUUUUUAUAUUUUAUUUUAUUCUGGUGUACAAUACUGUAAUCACCACACACGGUGAAACACGAGCUGUAUUGAGUUAAAGACUUAAAGUGCUAGACAUGGUUCAGGCCAACAGGGGGCGCUAUUCUCUCUGAAUACAGUUUAUUACUGGCUAAAACAUUCAUUAAACCAAAAGGAAAAUAUGACUGAAACUGAGUUGGUCAGUUUUAUGAUUUUCUUUAAUGUGAUUGUAAACCAAAAUCUUUUUUUUUUUUUUUUUCUCCUUACUAAUAAA